GCGGAAAUGUAUCGUCUUCAUUCUUUGCGGCACAUCGUGGACCUGAUGCUCCUGUUCGAACGGAGUGGAGUAUGUUGGUGACACCGCGCAAGAGUCCCUGUAGGUCUGUCCCCGUGCACAGGAUCCCCCUGAACUCUGUGACCCCUGUGAAGGACUUGCUCACACUUGGAGAUGGAGGGCACGCUGAGUUCAUUUGUCCUAACCCUGUGGAUUUCAGAACGAGAUCAACCACCACCUCCUCUCUCUCACAAUGGGAGAGGACCUGCUUUGGAAAUCAGACCACUCGGGGCCUUCGUCCGUGUCAAACGGGGAACACGUCCCUGGACACACUGUGUCAGGCUUCGGCUGACUCGCCAGCCAAAAUAUUUGCCAGAAUGAAAGCAAAACUGGUGAAUGGCAGGGGGUUUUCGGCCACACAGAGACAGACCUCGAGCGAAGAUGCGCACCAGGGGCUGUUUAAAACUCCCAAGAAAAGCGUGAACCAGGAUCUUGAGCAGAGUCAUGAAAUGGAGAUCCUAACGCUGUCCCCAUCACCAUCAACAGCAGCCUGUGGAAGAAGCCACAGAUUCCAAAGGGGUUUGUCACAGAGCGAGGCCACACUUCACGGAGGACAGCCUGGAAUCCUUAAAGGCACCAGCACUGCAAGUGGUGUGAGUUCUCCGCUAAAAUGGGCAAGUUCCGCAUGCCCCAGUGCCCAUGGUGUGCAACAUAAAGAAUGGAAACAACCCAUGUGUACAAAUGGAAGUGAUCACAAGAUGCCAUAUGUCUUACCUCAAGUUCCCACGAGUAACCUGCCUUUUUUCAACACACUGGGAGCAGAGCUUCCACACAGCUCUCCAGCUAAGAUGUUUGCCCAGAUGAAAGAGAGAGUGCAGCUGAUGCAGCGGCAUGAAGAAAACAACCGCAUAAAAAGCACUGUAGAUAACAGAAAUGGAAAUUACAUUAAUGAAUCUCAUAAGCAAAGUCCAACAGUGAGGAGUGGGGAUGAUGGUGAUAGUGAGCUUUCCCUGGACAAGGACUUCACUGUGGAUGUGCCCAGCAUUGCAUCCAGCAGAUCAAAUGCUCCAUCAGAUAUUUGCACCUCUCUGGUGGCUGCGGAGCCAGUAAAUGGGUCCCCUGUGCCUGCGUCCAAAGGGCCUGUUGAUCAGCACCUCUGCAAACUCAUGGAGGACCCCCUAUUGCAGAGAACUCCUAGGAUCUGUAUCCCGAAGAAGAAAGCAAUGGAAUUUCAGAGUAUUGUAGAGUCAGAGUCAUCAGCAAAAGCAGAGGUUGCUGGAAGUAUAGUUCAUCUUAGGCAAUGGCAGAUCAAAGUAAUACAUAAUGGCUUCUUUGUGGAUGGGGUGCGCAUGGACAACAAACUUCCAUGGCAUAGCAACAUAAUUGCUCAGCGAGUUGCAUGCAACAUCCUGAAGACAGUCACUGGCAGCACUUAUGUGCUAGUGGGCAACAUGGUCCAAGACAACAAUUCAACAUUACCCAAGUGGCUGUUGAAGAAGUUUCUUUUUGGUUUUCCUGAAAAGUGGAAAGAUUAUCUGGAGACUUACUUGUCACAGUUAAAAAGUUCAGACUCUGAUCCAAAGAAGCUUGGGAACAACAGCACUGGCUCAAGAAUGCCCCAGAGGCAGAGUAAAUGUACAACAAAAGAACGUGCUCUUGUAUCUGUCACCCCUAAGGCCCACAAAAUUUCUGCUUCUUCUAUCCCCAGAAGCCAGCAAAGUGUCCCCAAGGUUUCUCGCAGUGGAAGGCUAAUCAAACCCCCUCUGGAGUACUGGAAGGGGGGAAGAAUUGUCAUGGAUGCAGACAUGAACAUCACAAUCCAUGAGGAUUAUGCAUCCAUGUCUGCCUUGCACUUGAAUAAAUCAUUGUCGGUUGCCUCAUCACAAGAAGAGAAAAAUACGAGAUCAACAAAGUCCCACACAGCAGUAAAAGACGGCAUGGGGAGCCAGUCCAGCUCCUCUGAUGAAAAGGAGACAUCAAGCCUUCAGAGGAGGGUUAAGUCAUGUACCCAGCUGAGUCACAGAAGGCAGCGCAAAAAGGAGCUCCUGCAUGUUCCCAGUCCAUCGAGGAAUCAAAAUGCAAGGGAAGCAAAGCAGUCUGCCAAAAGGUCCAAGUGCAGGAAAGGAGGAGAGAAGCACCACAGUGCGGAACUUGCUUCAGACUCAGAACAAAGUGCAGGAACUUCACAAGGGAGCAGGAUAAGCGUGAUGAAAAAUCAAGCCAAGAGUCAAGCGUGCAUUUUUGAGAGAGCUACAGACAAGGUGCAAACAAAUAUUGAAGCAAAUGAUUUGGUUACAGGGGUGGAGCACCCCACGUCACAGCUGGACAGCGUCCUACUUCAGAGAAACCAUGUCAGGAGUCAGGCAGCAAAGGGUGCAGGUCACAAGAAGGACACGGCAAGUAGCUUCACGGAGGAGCCUCCAACUGUGCCAAAGACUUCCUCCCAGAGAAAACGAGGAAGGGCGAGCACAAGCAAACCCCUUCGAGUCCUAGGCAGCAAGGGGAGCCAGAGGGACACCAAGGACUCUGAGACAGACAGCCGUUCCAAUUCAGCCACCCAUCGUGUUUUCCAACUAAGGUCUCAGAGCAGAACAAGGAGACAGGGAAACUUGACUGACACGUCAGACGCAUCACAGAACCUCCGCAAGAGCAACUACCUGAGUGAAGAAUGCAGUUCUGAUUCUGGUUCCUCAAAGAUUAUCACGAGUGACAUGUGUCAUUUGGUUAAAUCAAUAUCCAGAAAGCAAGUGCCUGCUCAGAUCCACAAAGGGGACCAAAAGCAAGAGGAUGACUCCUCCCAGACUGCAAGUGAUACGUCAGGUAGCAAAGGUAAACGGCCUGUAAGAAAGUGCAGUGCCUCAGCAGUGAGCAACCGUGUUCGGAGGCCAACUGAGGCUAGACUGCCAAAUGGCCAUCUCAAUGGAACUUUGCCAAAAGCUGGGAAAAGAUGCAGUGCAGUGGCUUCCAGCGAUUCAUCCUCCCCAGAGGACUUCCGACGGCGCGAAAAGGGCGUACGUGUCAAGGGUGUGGCAGGUCCCGGAGAGAGCACCCAGCUCUCUGAAAAGAAGCAAGAAGCAAGCAGAGGUGGGAAAGGAACGAAUAAGGAGAAUGUCAGAGUACCCAUACACACAGAGGAGGAAGGCGAUGAUGAUGACAUGUGGACUGAAAAAGAACUGGAUAAGCUGCGAAAGGCUGUAACUACCCUGCCCAAGCAUAAGAGUGGCUUCUGGGUAAAUGUUGCCAUGAUGGUGGGCACACGUUCUGCCGAGGAGUGCCAGGAGCAGUACGCACAGCAGCAGAUUGUGAAGGCCCGCUACAGAUUGAGAAGGAGCACGGCACUCACUUCUACGAAGGAAGCAGACAAGGAAACGCUUCAGAUAACGGCAAAAGUUGGCACACUAAAGCGGAAGCAGCAGAUGAGGCAGUUUCUGGACCACAUGCCAAAAGACAACCAUGAUGACAUCUUCACAAGCUCACCUCUGCAGAACAAACGUGUGAAGUUGCCGACACUGUCCACAAAUGUGGAAGAUCAUGUGUUCCAGCACCUGGAGCACAACCAGACACCCAGAUCCUCCAGCUUCCCACAAGUGAAAACACCCCAGUGUCUUCAUAUCAGUCCCGGAAUGCUGGGCUCUAUCAAUCGACACAACAAUGACAGGUAUGUGUACCAGCUCCAGAAGAAGAUGCGGAAAGGCCGGGCUAAUGUGCACGCUCCAGCCACCUCCCAGGAACACAAGUUUACCCCGGCAUCUUCCCAGAAGUGUGUGAGGAGGAGAAUAAAUGAAGAAAAUGAUUCCUUAGUCGUCUGGGAAAUGUUUUCUGGUAAAGAAGCUGCUCCCCUGCCUUCGGAUGACAGCGGGGAAGAGGAUUAUUAUUUUUCCGACAAUGACUGAAAUGCACUGCUGCAGCUGGGCACUUUUAAUUGUUCCCUUUCAUUUUCUUUGCUUAUUGUAGAAUAAAGGGGGGCGGGUUGUACAUAUUUUAAAUAUUUUCAACUUUUACAUGGUUCUUUCUUGGUUAAAACUUAAACUAAAUACCCAGUAGAUUUCUUACAGAACAUUUGUGUCAUUCUCCUACACAUUAAACCAAAUACAGUUAGAACUGAUCCUGUAUAAAAUUGGUCUUGACAUGUGCU
Messenger RNA from Scleropages formosus (Asian bonytongue), 4132 nucleotides. RefSeq names its product MIS18 binding protein 1 (gene mis18bp1). The transcript is spliced from 17 exons. Lineage: Eukaryota; Metazoa; Chordata; Actinopteri; Osteoglossiformes; Osteoglossidae. Bases 72 to 3890 code for a protein of 1272 amino acids. Gene Ontology annotation, cellular component: chromosome, centromeric region. The record is from RefSeq and is a predicted model, not a curated record.